GGAGCAAUUGCAAAUUUGCAACUCAUCUUUAUAAAUUCAAAACCGACCCGGAAAGAACGAGAGAGAACCAACGGUGGUGAUAGACCUAAUCCCAACCCCAAGCUCCCAUCUCAGUCGUCUCCUCUCCCCACUUUUCCAGCGUCCGAUCUCCUCGAUUCGCUUCGCUCGCGCCUAUAUACAAAUUCUCACUCUCUAAUUUUCAGGUUCAUCUGCCGGUAGUUAUGACGGACGGUCAGGUGCCGUUUCCCUUUCCGGGAAGCCCUGGCGGCGGUAGCCAUGAUAGCGGGGACCACAGCCCCGGCUCCAGGUCGAAUGUUCGGGAGCAGGAUAAGUUCCUUCCCAUCGCGAAUAUCAGCCGGAUCAUGAAGAAGGCCCUUCCGGCUAACGGCAAAAUUGCUAAGGAUGCCAAGGAGACUGUCCAGGAAUGUGUUUCCGAGUUCAUUAGCUUCGUCACCAGCGAGGCAAGCGACAAAUGCCAAAAGGAGAAAAGGAAAACUAUCAACGGUGAUGAUCUGCUGUGGUCAAUGGCGACUUUAGGAUUUGAAGAUUACAUCGAGCCUCUGAAGGUGUAUCUUACUCGAUACAGAGAGGUAUUUAUCUUUCUCUCUGCACACGAAUGCUGCAUUUGGUGCUGCAAAUAUUGCCAUAAGUCUAUAACUUCAUGGUUUAUGAACUAAUGCAUUUCUGUUCUGUAUGUUUUUAUGUUCCUGUUGGAUCAAUGCAUCUUCCAGAUGGAGGUUAGUCACUAUUGCUUUGCAUUUCAAUUAUCAUUUCUCUCUUCUAAACUCCCACCCUCUCUCUCUCUCUUAAUAUAUUUCAUUAGCGCUAAACAACUACUUUAAUUGGUAGGGUGAUACAAAGGGAUCCGCCAAGGCUGCUGAUAGCUCUGCUAGAGAUGCUGGGCAACAUAAUCCUAACUUACAGGGACAACAUAUGGUGGUUCCGAUGCGAGGCAUGGAGUAGAUAUGGUUCUUCUUGGGGCUUUGACAUCACUCUUUGGUGCCAACAGGUUGAACUGAAUAGACUUCAGAAUACGCAUUCUAAAUAUAUUUUAUCCGCAAAUCGUAACCACUCUUACUGGGGUUUAUUAUUAAAGCCCUUGUAGCAGUAGAAAGAAGUUCAUGAUUAUUACUCGGUAAAUGUAUUAGUUUGCAAUGAUUUGUUACCCGGCAUUUGUUUAGUCAUUUUAUUGCAAUGAAACCAAAUUAAGUUAUGUUUCUACAAACAUCAAGUUUAUGUUUAUUGCUUUUCCUAUAAAUGAGGGGAAAGUCGAGUGUUGUGCAUGACGAGGCGCUUUUUGUUUGCUGAAGAAUAGGGUGUUCUAAUUGAUUCUGAUUGUGUGAAUCAGUUUUUCGAAACUUGGUCUCCCUCAUAUUCUAAAAAAUUGCUUGUAUGACCAAUUUGAA
Molecule: messenger RNA, 1406 nt
Organism: Cuscuta europaea
Lineage: Eukaryota; Viridiplantae; Streptophyta; Magnoliopsida; Solanales; Convolvulaceae
Source: the annotation of a GenBank genome assembly